Williopsis jadinii is the source of this 1359-nucleotide messenger RNA. Its product is annotated as WD40 repeat domain-containing protein. Gene Ontology annotation, biological process: mRNA export from nucleus. Bases 95 to 1303 code for a protein of 402 amino acids. The transcript has a single exon. Gene Ontology annotation, cellular component: THO complex part of transcription export complex. The record is from RefSeq and is a predicted model, not a curated record. Gene Ontology annotation, molecular function: protein binding. Lineage: Eukaryota; Fungi; Ascomycota; Saccharomycetes; Phaffomycetales; Wickerhamomycetaceae.
AACAAAGGCAUCGCGUUGAGGAAAACUGAGCCCACUUCCUCCGGACGCAAUUCUCCACGGUUUAGAACCAGAGCACUGUGUGACACCUCAAGCGAUGAGAGAUUCUGGCAGGGGCUAUAGGGACGCUGGACGGGAUUCUGGACGGGACGCUGGACGGGACGCUGGAAGGGACAGAGCACGCCGUAAUGACCGAGACAGGGACAGAACCAGGGACAGAGACAGGGACAGGGACAGGGACAGGGACAGAGAGAGAGCCCGUGACAGAGACCGUGACAGAGACCGUGACAGGGACCGUGACAGGGAAAGGGACAAGCUCAGAACUCAGGAAGAAGACACCCAGACGGGCCCCUUCAAGGACUUUGUCACUGUCAAACUGGCGUAUGAAAGGUCAAGACAGAGAAGGGAGGUAAUCUGUGCCUCUUGGAACUACCUGGGUACAAGAAUAGCAGCUGCUGAUAACGAAUCGCUGCGUAUAUGGGGUAUGAGAUCUGCUGGUGAGCCAGCAAACACCAUUCCACUGGUUGUUAACCAGCCCCAUGGAAAGGGCAUAUGCUCAAUGUCGUGGAAACCGGGAAGCGAAACGUCAUUGGCGACUGUUGCGAAUGAUCAGCAUCUCAAGAUUUGGAACUCCGUCACUGGUACCGUGUCAAAUACAUACGCUGUUGAGCACCAUAAACUGAACCAUGUGGGUUACUCCCCAGAUGCAAAGCUCAUUGCCUGUACAUCUGUGGUGAACUCCCUCAUCAUCGUCGAUCCAAGUGCAGCCAGCGUGAUUCAGAACAUCAAGGUGAAGUCAGUACCUCACUCGCUGUGCUGGAGUAACACAUCUGACUUCAUAUUUGUUGGAUUGGCUAAUGGGCAAAUCAACUUAUACUAUAACCAAGGUGGUCAAUUCGAGCUGGUACAUGUGCUUGAAGGCCACAACGCCGCUAUCAGGACGCUGAGAGUUGAUCCAAGGGGCCAAUAUCUCUACGUAGGUGCAAAUGAAGGUUUGGCAUCUGUGUGGUCUCUGGAAUCAUUGGUCGCAGUGAAGACCUUUGGAGAUGUUGAUGAGCCAAUAGCUGCAAUUGACGUCACUUUCAACUCAACGCUCAUAGCGAUAGUGUACGACGGUGAAGAGCAGCCCACGAGGCUAUUCAACACAAGGACCUGGAAUGAAGAGACUCAAGCCACGAGAUCUAAGGCUGGAACGUCAUUGCCUUCAACUUUCCAAUUCUGUCCAAACCCAAAGCAUCAGACAACUCACCUGUUUUCUAACCCUGAUGGUAACAUCAUGGUGUGCUACAGAAUAAGACCCCUCUGAUGAUAAACUACAUCAUCAGCGGUGAUUCUUCUUCUCCGACGAAUACUCAGAUGGAU